Pseudophryne corroboree (corroboree frog) is the source of this 1872-nucleotide messenger RNA. Its product is annotated as cytochrome P450 2G1-like. Gene Ontology annotation, molecular function: iron ion binding; arachidonate epoxygenase activity; oxidoreductase activity, acting on paired donors, with incorporation or reduction of molecular oxygen, reduced flavin or flavoprotein as one donor, and incorporation of one atom of oxygen. NCBI's taxonomy places the organism in Eukaryota, Metazoa, Chordata, Amphibia, Anura, Myobatrachidae. The transcript has 9 exons. Gene Ontology annotation, biological process: xenobiotic metabolic process; epoxygenase P450 pathway. Bases 46 to 1530 code for a protein of 494 amino acids. Gene Ontology annotation, cellular component: intracellular membrane-bounded organelle; cytoplasm. The record is from RefSeq and is a predicted model, not a curated record.
GAGGCUGCAGUUCAAAAGCAACCUAGAGUCCUGACACUAAUAAACAUGGAAGCUCUAGGCUGUGGGACAAUUCUUCUCACCACUCUCCUCUCUCUUAUAAUAUUUUAUUUUAUAUGGAAUAAUAUCUAUAGGAGACCAAAACUUCCCCCAGGUCCUACCCCACUUCCUCUGAUUGGGAAUCUGAUGCAGGUCAGAAAUGGAGAGAUGGCAAAAACUCUGAUGGAGCUGGGCAAGCAGUAUGGCUCGGUGUACACCUUUCACUUUGGGCCCCGCCCCGUGGUUGUAUUCUGUGGUUACGAAGCUGUGAAAGAAGCACUGGUAGAUCAUGGAGAUGACUUUAUAGGCCGCGGAAGACAGCCCACAGUGGACAGAGUCUUCCAGGGAUAUGGGUUAAUGACAAGUGAAGGAAAUCGCUGGAAACAGCUGAGACGCUUUUCCCUCUCCACACUAAGACAGUACGGUUUAGGAAAGAGGAGCAUUAACGAGAGGAUCCAGGAGGAGUGUAGCUUCCUGGUGCAAGAGCUCCGGACUUAUAAAGAGAGGGAGUUUAACCCAGCCAUUCUCAUUACCAAGGCUGUUUCCAAUGUCAUCUGCUCUGUUGUAUUUGGGAGCCGCUUCCAGUACGAUGAUGCCAAGUUUCACAGAAUGCUGGAUAUUUUCUAUGAAACCUUUGAGCUCAUGAGUUCCACCUGGGGCCAGAUACAAGAUAUGAUUCCAAUAAUUAUGAACCACAUCCCUGGGCCUCACCAGAAAAUCACCACGUUAUUGGAGGAACUGAACGAUUUUGUAGCUGGGCGAGUGAAGAUGAAUAUGGAGACAUUGGACAAGAAUGACCCUAGAGAUUACAUAGACUGCUUCCUUAUCAAAAUGCAGGAGGAAAAGGAUAUUCCUGACUCGGAAUUCAACAUGAGGAACUUAAUUCUGACUCUUAACAACUUGUUUUUUGCUGGAGGUGAAACUGUGGCCACUACGUUAAAGCACGGAAUUCUUUUGCUCCUUAAGUACCCGGAUAUACAAGCUAAGAUCCAUGAAGAGAUAGAUCAUGUGAUAGGACGUGAUUGCCAGCCAAAUAUUGAUCACCGGAGCAAGAUGCCGUACACGGAUGCUGUUAUCCAUGAGAUACAAAGGUUCAGCAAUGUGAUCCCAAUGAAUGCACCGCACUCCACAACCAGGGACACAGAGUUUAGAGGAUACACUAUUCCCAAGGGUACUGGAGUAUGUGCCUUGCUGUGCUCUGUCCUUGAAGACCCAACUCACUUUGCUACCCCUCAUAAAUUUAAUCCUGAGCACUUCUUGGACUCUGAGGGCAAGUUCCUGAGAAAUGACGCCUUCCUACCAUUUUCUAUAGGGAAGAGGAUGUGUCUUGGGGAAGGUUUGGCUCGCACAGAACUCUUCCUGUUCCUCACCUCCAUUCUACAGAACUUUGUGCUGACAUCACAGACACAAUUCACUGAGUCUGAUAUCUACCCCAGAAUGACUGGCUUUGCCAAUGUUCCAAUACCUUAUCACAUGGCAUUUGUGUCACGCUGACUGUACUGUAUCAAUAUUUAUGCGUAUGCAGAAACAUAAUUUAGCCAGCACGUCAUUCUUCACAUUAUUAGUAAUAAAUUAAUGAUUAAAAACUUUUUAUGCGAAGUAACUCAUUUUGUAAUUAGCAAUAUUUAACUUCUUGGCUUGCUGUAGCCCUUUAAAAGGGGUGGGGGCAGGAUUGCACACCCUAAUUUUAAACAUUAGAGAUGCUACUGUAGCCCUAAUUAUUGAGAAAUUCAUUGUAUAUUUAGUCCCUGACAAGAUGUAACUUACACUAUUUAUUUUGCUUUGUAUUUGUAACCAAUAUUAAUAAAAGUAAAUUUUUAAAUGUUUAAAAAAAAA